Zea mays is the source of this 2921-nucleotide messenger RNA. RefSeq names its product probable xyloglucan glycosyltransferase 1. The transcript has 5 exons. Gene Ontology annotation, cellular component: Golgi apparatus. Bases 405 to 2471 code for a protein of 688 amino acids. Gene Ontology annotation, molecular function: glycosyltransferase activity. The record is from RefSeq and is a predicted model, not a curated record. Lineage: Eukaryota; Viridiplantae; Streptophyta; Magnoliopsida; Poales; Poaceae.
CUCAUAAAGGUUGGACUUGUCCGAGUCCGAGCCCGAGCGGAUUGGAUCGCCGCCGCGACGUGGUGAGCACUGAGCAGUGAGCUUCUUCCUAGCUCUGCUACCUGCCGCUCUAACUCUGGCCUCUGCUCGUGCGCGCGCGCUCCCGCUUCCGUGGGGACCUGUCCGGACGGCCUCCUCCUCCUACCUCACCAGCAUUUCCCUCCCUUGUCCCAGGCUCCCAGCUCGCAUUAAUCUUUGGCCCCCCCCCCCCUUCUCCUCCUUGUGUGAGCGUGUCUCCGUCGUUCGCCUCGGCGCUCACGGGUGGUCUCGUUGAUGAGCUGAGGGAGGGGCUGUGCUCCGGGGGAGGGGGAAGCCAAAGCCAAGAAGCGGCGCCGCCUAGGCUUGGGUUCCGCGGCGAGGUGCCAAUGCCGCAGUGGUGGGGCCGGGAGGCGCGGGGUGGCGGCGGCGGCGGCGGCACGUCGGUGGUGGUGAAGAUGGAGAGCCCGGACUGGGCCGUCCGGGAGCCAGAGGCGGCGAGGGGGAAGGCCGGCCGCGGCAAGAACGCUCGCCAGAUCACGUGGGUGCUUCUGCUCAAGGCGCACCGCGCCGCGGGGAAGCUCACGGGCGCCGCCUCCGCCGCGCUGUCCGUCGCCGCGGCCGCGCGGAGGCGGGUGGCGGCGGGGCGGACCGACGCCGACGCCGACGCCGGCGCCGGCGCCGGCGCCGCGCCGCACGGGGAGAGCCCCGCACUGCGCACCAGGCUCUACGGCUUCCUCCGCGCCUCUCUCGUCCUCUCCAUGCUCCUCCUCGCCGCCGACGUCGCCGCGCACCUCCAGGGCUGGCACCUCCUCGCCGUCGACGUCCCCGACCUGCUCGCCGUCGAGGGUCUCUUCGCCGCCGGGUACGCGUCCUGGGUGCGCGUCCGCCUCCAGUACCUCGCGCCGGCGCUGCAGUUCCUGGCGAACGCGUGCGUCCUGCUCUUCUUGGUCCAGAGCGCCGACCGCCUUAUCCUCUGCCUCGGCUGCCUCUGGAUCAAGCUCAGGGGCAUCAAGCCAGUUCCCAAUGCUGCUGGCAAAGGGCCAGACGACGUCGAGGCCGGCACCGGGGAGUUCCCCAUGGUGCUCGUGCAGAUUCCGAUGUGCAACGAGAAGGAGGUGUACCAGCAAUCUAUUGGUGCUGUUUGCGGUCUGGACUGGCCACGGCCCAACUUCUUGGUGCAGGUGCUAGACGACUCUGAUGAUGCUGCCACUUCAGCGCUUAUUAAAGAGGAGGUGGAGAGGUGGCAACGUGAAGGCGUUCGCAUAUUGUACCGACACCGGGUAAUUCGUGAUGGCUACAAGGCUGGAAAUCUCAAGUCAGCCAUGAACUGCAGCUAUGUGAAAGAUUAUGAGUUUGUUGUUAUCUUUGACGCUGAUUUUCAACCCCAGCCAGACUUCCUGAAGCGAACUGUGCCCCAUUUCAAGGGAAAUGAGGAUGUUGGGCUAGUUCAGGCAAGGUGGUCUUUUGUGAACAAGGAUGAGAACUUGUUAACUAGGCUGCAAAACAUAAACCUGUGCUUCCACUUUGAGGUGGAGCAGCAGGUUAAUGGGAUCUUCCUCAAUUUCUUUGGAUUCAACGGAACGGCUGGAGUGUGGAGAAUAAAGGCACUUGAGGAUUCAGGUGGGUGGAUGGAGAGGACAACAGUGGAGGACAUGGAUAUUGCUGUCCGAGCACACCUCAAGGGCUGGAAGUUUCUGUUCCUUAACGAUGUUGAGUGCCAGUGUGAAUUGCCAGAGUCAUAUGAGGCAUAUCGAAAACAGCAACACCGAUGGCAUUCUGGUCCAAUGCAGUUAUUUAGACUAUGCUUUGUGGAUAUUAUCAAAUCGAAGAUUGGAUUUUGGAAGAAGUUCAACCUCAUAUUCCUUUUCUUUCUCCUUCGCAAGCUUAUUUUGCCCUUCUAUUCCUUCACCCUUUUCUGUAUCAUUCUUCCCAUGACAAUGUUCAUUCCUGAAGCCGAGCUCCCUGCCUGGGUCGUGUGCUACAUUCCGGCAACCAUGUCCUUGCUGAACAUCCUCCCAGCCCCCAAAUCGUUCCCGUUCAUUGUCCCCUAUCUCCUGUUUGAGAAUACCAUGUCAGUAACCAAAUUCAACGCCAUGGUUUCUGGCCUGUUCCAGCUCGGGAGCGCCUACGAGUGGGUUGUCACCAAGAAAUCAGGCCGUUCUUCCGAGGGCGACCUCAUCGCCCUUGUCGAGAAGCAGCCUAAACAGCAAAGGGUAGGGUCUGCACCCAACCUUGAGUCACUUACAAAGGAGUCUUCCAGUCUCAAAAGGGACUCCAAAAGGAAGAAACACAAUAGGAUAUACAGGAAGGAGCUGGCACUCUCCUUCCUUCUCCUAACAGCCGCUGCUCGGAGCCUGCUAUCGGUGCAAGGGAUACAUUUCUACUUCCUUCUGUUCCAAGGGGUGUCGUUCUUGGUUGUUGGGCUCGAUCUAAUCGGUGAGCAAGUCGAGUGAUGCGGUACAAGGGAGAGUAAUUGGGUAUCUAUUUUGCUGCGAGUGGGGGGCAAUGCGACCAAAAGAGGCACUUCAGGUAAAGGCAAGCGUGGUACAUGAUCCAAAGAAGAUUUGAUUCCGGAUUAAGAAGGGUUAUAUAGUUUCAUCGGGGAUACUUGAAACGGUGAAAAUGUGGAAUUGUGGAUUGUAGAUAUAAUAUGGCUUGGGACUGUGGGCUGUAAAAGGCUUGGGGGUUCUAAUUCUUUUGUAAGAAAAAUCAUCAGUGGUUAGAUGGGUUAUUUUGCUUACUUGACAGUUUACCUUCAAAGGGGGAUACUGUUGGGAUCCAUGUGAUUUGGGCAAUUGCUACGAAUGGAUACUGAAUUACUGAGACCGAUUUGUUCUUUUCUUGAACUCUCACUUGUGGAUAAAAGGAUUGCAUGAGUGCACCAGCAGUAAACUUCGAAUGCC